ACGGUGUGACACUCUGCUCUGGAUCGGAAAGGUAUUGAUCGGUCUUUAGGAUUCCCAUAUACUCGGUGGCUUCUUGGACCAGCAUGGUUUCCCAGACAGCUGCCGACGUUCUAAGCCCCAUACGAGAUAUCUAUGAGGUACUGCCGGUUCGAUCCUGCAAUUGGGCAGCAACUGACCCAUUUAGGCCUUCACGAUUUACACCUUCUUCCAGUUGUUGAUCAACUACCUCAGCGGCGAGCGAGCCCUCAUCAUCAUGACACACGGCCGAGAGCCCGUUGAUCACCUUUGGCCACUCAACCAUGUCCUGCCGCGAGUCGACAUCUCCGAUCCCCACACUUUCCUUGCCAUCAAACGCGGCAUCUUGCAAUAUGCGUGGCUGAAACCGAUUCUUGCACUGGCGACCAUCAUCAUGAGAGCUACGGGCACUUAUCAGGAGGGCUAUAUCGGGCUGAAAUCGGGCUAUUUCUGGAGCGGCAUCAUUUACAAUAUCAGCGUCACCGUCAGCCUCUAUUCCCUGGGGUUGUUUUGGGUUUGCAUGCAUAAUGACCUCAAGCCUUUCCGGCCGGUUCCCAAAUUCCUCUCCAUCAAGCUCAUCAUAUUUGCUUCCUACUGGCAGGGCUUCCUCCUGUCGAUCCUGGUCUGGCUGGGCGCCAUACCGGAUCAAGUCGAGGGCUAUACUCCGGACAACCUCGCCGCAGCCAUCCAAGAUUUCUUGAUUUGCAUCGAGAUGCCCGGUUUUGCCAUUGCUCAUUGGUAUGCCUUCUCCUGGCAUGAUUUCGCAGACAAUGGGAUUGCAUCGGCAAGAAUGCCCGUCUUUUAUGCAGCCAGGGACGCCUUCGGGAUCCGUGAUCUCAUUCAGGACUCCAAGGAGACGUUUUCGGGGGACAAAUAUGGCUACCGCAUCUUCGACUCGGGAGACAAAAUCAUGGCUCACGAAGCCUCUCGGUCACGGCUUGCGCGGAUCAAGGAGGGAAUGCGAUACGAGCGAGGCGGCAAGGGAAAAUACUGGUUACCGAGGCCGGAAGAGAUCAACCAGACAACACCUCUCUUGGGCGCCAGUGGCGAGGCAAGCAGAAGGAACGGGUCUCUAUCUCCUCACACCAACAGCCUUGAGGAGCCUGUGCUCGACCCUGAGGAAGAGCGCCUGUACGAGAGUGCCCGGAAGCUCGAGUACGGGGACUGGAAUGUGAGUGGCCAGUGAUGGCUUGAUAUAGAUCCCCUGGUCAGCUCACUAACGGCAUCCGCAUCAGUACCCGGUCAUCACGGCGAGCGAGCCAGCAAGCGCGCGGU
Messenger RNA from Thermothelomyces thermophilus ATCC 42464, 1290 nucleotides. RefSeq lists its product as uncharacterized. The coding region runs from base 254 to 1201 and encodes 315 amino acids. The record is from RefSeq and is a predicted model, not a curated record. The transcript has a single exon. Gene Ontology annotation, molecular function: transporter activity. Gene Ontology annotation, biological process: transport. NCBI's taxonomy places the organism in Eukaryota, Fungi, Ascomycota, Sordariomycetes, Sordariales, Chaetomiaceae.